AUGUGGCCAAAGCUAGUGCUCAACAAGGUCCUUAGAAAAAGUUUAAGCAGCAGUAAUUUCGUUGCCGACUUGCCAGAUUCAAGAGAGAUAAUGCCAGAAUUUCACAGUUCAGAUACCAUGAAAGCAUGCAAUCAGCAAACUUGCAAGAUUUUUGUCAGCUCUUGGAACGUUGGAGGCAUUGUUCCACCAGAAGACAUGGACAUCGAAUAUUGGUUCGAUAUAAAGAAAUAUCCCGCUGACAUAUAUGUUUUCGGGUUUCAAGAAAUAGUUCCUCUGAGUGCCGGAAAUGUUUUGGGUUCAGAAAACAGCAAGAUUUCCAGGAAAUGGAAUGCAAUGAUAAGAGAGACUCUCAACAAGUCGAGCUCUCGUGCAAGGCCGGGUCAAAGUUCUAUGGAAAGCCAUUCGAAAGAACAUUUCCGAUGUAUAGUCAGUAAGCAGAUGGUUGGGCUAUUCAUAUCCGUUUGGAUCAGGAGCAACCUCUGCGAAUUCGUCAGUCAUCCGAGCGUUUCUUGUGUCGGCUGCGGUAUAAUGGGUUGCUUAGGAAACAAGGGUUCGGUGUCGGUUAGAUUUUUGUUGCGUGAAACGAGCUUGUGCUUUAUUUGUAGUCAUUUAGCUUCUGGAGGGAGAGAAGGAGAUGAGAGGCACAGAAACUCAGAUGCAACAGAAAUAUUAUUGCGGACUACCUUCCCACACGGCCCCUCGUGCAAUUUGCCGAGAAAAAUCCUCGACCACGACCGAGUGAUUUGGCUGGGCGACCUAAACUACAGAAUCGACCUGCCUGACGCCACGACUCGGUCACUAGUCGAGAAAAGGAAGUGGGAUUUACUAUUGGAAAAAGAUCAGGGUCAUGUCUUCCAAGGUUGGCAAGAGGGAGUGAUCAAGUUUGCACCAACCUACAAAUACUGCCUGAAUUCGGAGGUAUACUAUGGUAAAAACCCGAAUACCAAAGUCAAAAAGAGUCGGGCUCCAGCAUGGUGCGAUCGGAUAAUUUGGUUUGGGGAGGGAUUGAAGCAAAGCCAGUACAACAGAGGUGAAUCGAAAUUGUCCGAUCACAGACCUGUUCGAGCGAUUUUCACAGCAGAGACCGGGAUUUACAGAGUCCUGCAGAAUUCAGAUGUUUCUAACAAGAGGGGAUUAACUGAUACAAGAACAACAUUUAAAAGAGUUUUUGAAUAAUAAAGAUAUAUGCAGUACUAU
Syzygium oleosum is the source of this 1197-nucleotide messenger RNA. Its product is annotated as type IV inositol polyphosphate 5-phosphatase 9-like. Gene Ontology annotation, biological process: phosphatidylinositol dephosphorylation. Lineage: Eukaryota; Viridiplantae; Streptophyta; Magnoliopsida; Myrtales; Myrtaceae. Gene Ontology annotation, molecular function: inositol-polyphosphate 5-phosphatase activity; phosphatidylinositol-3,4,5-trisphosphate 5-phosphatase activity; phosphatidylinositol-4,5-bisphosphate 5-phosphatase activity. The coding region runs from base 1 to 1176 and encodes 391 amino acids. The transcript has 7 exons. The record is from RefSeq and is a predicted model, not a curated record.